AUGGUGCUCCAGUUGUCGGACCAGAAGUGCUUGAUGGUGCUCCAGUUGUCGGUCCAGCCGGGUAUGUCGGUGGUGCUCCAGUUGACGGACCAGCUGUGCUUGAUGGUGCUCCAGUUGACGGACCAGCUGUGCUUGAUGGUGCUCCAGUUGAUGAACCAGGAGUGUAAAAUCUAUUAGUCUGUUGUGUUUGAGUAUUAGUCUGUUGUGUCACAGUUGGAUUUCCAGUUGUCGGACUAGCAGUGCUUGAUGGUGCUCCUGUUGUUUCUGGAGUUACAGAUGGAUUUCCAGUAGCAGGACUCUCUGAACUGGUUGAAGCUGUUGUUCCUGCUGUUGUUGUUAUAGUUUGUGCUAUAGUAGUUGUCAUUUGAACAGUCGAAGUAACGCCAGGAGAGGUUUCCCAUGUGCAAGUACAUAUUGGGGGAGUUGUUGGUGGUUGACAUGUUUGCGUGCUAACCCCAAUUAUUAUUGCCCAAAGUAUUUGGAAUUGAAUUAAUUUCUUCAUUUUGUUUAGGGCUCUUCCACC
Messenger RNA from Meloidogyne enterolobii, 523 nucleotides. The record is from the annotation of a GenBank genome assembly. NCBI's taxonomy places the organism in Eukaryota, Metazoa, Nematoda, Chromadorea, Rhabditida, Meloidogynidae.